This is a messenger RNA of Andrographis paniculata, 5828 nucleotides long. Its product is annotated as histone acetyltransferase HAC1-like. The record is from RefSeq and is a predicted model, not a curated record. Gene Ontology annotation, molecular function: histone acetyltransferase activity; zinc ion binding; chromatin DNA binding. Lineage: Eukaryota; Viridiplantae; Streptophyta; Magnoliopsida; Lamiales; Acanthaceae. Gene Ontology annotation, biological process: positive regulation of transcription by RNA polymerase II. The transcript is spliced from 17 exons. The coding region runs from base 294 to 5480 and encodes 1728 amino acids. Gene Ontology annotation, cellular component: transcription regulator complex; histone acetyltransferase complex.
AUUAAAUUCCCUGAAUAAUAUUAAGGAAAAAAAAAACCAAUUUCUAAACCAGUCCUUCUGUUCUCUGAAUCACCGCCGUGUUCCUGCCGAUGCUCCGCUCCGGCGUGGCCGGGCUGUUCGUCCGUCAGCGUUUGAUUCGAUUUUCUCUUGUUUCGGGUACCAUUGCCAAGUUUUGAUGCCCCUUGUGCACGGAGCUUGACCACAUUGGGAAGAAUUUGUUAAACUAGUUAAUGAAUGCAUUGUGCUUUCUUGGAAUUCAAAUCAUAUUAUAAAUUAAACAUUCAUCCAGAAACAUGAAUUUCCGAACCCACCCAUCAGCCCAAAUGUCUGGACAGCUACCCAAUCAAUCUGGCUCUUCGUUGUUACCACAGCAAAAUACAAAUUCGGUGCCACAACAUGGUAUAUUGCGUAAUCUCCCGGUUGUGGACCAAGAAUUUAUCAAAGCACGCAAAUUUGUGCAAGAAAAGAUAUGGGAAUUUCUUUUGCAGCGGCAUCCCCAAGCACAGAACUUACCUUCUAAGAGGAUUCUUGACAUAGUGAAACGUUUGGAAGAGACUUUGUUGAAGAGCGCCAUGUCAAGGGAUGAGUAUCUGAACAUGGAUACCUUCGAAAACCGAUUGCAAGUUCUGAUUAGGCACCUUCCUAUGAGUCAGCAAAACCAGCAGCCUGCACAUGGUAAUUCUGCCCCUUCAGUUGGUGCGAUGAUUCCCACACCUGGGUUUCAGCAAACUGCAAAUUCGAGUUUGAUGGGUAAUUCAUCUGUUGCUACUUCUGCGGUGUCAUUCAAUAGCUCCAACACAAUUGCAUCAUCCACUGUGAAUUCUGGAAGCUUUUUGCCAACUCGAAUUGGUUCAUCUGGGAAUCUUCAUGGAGCUAUGGGUAGUGGAUUUCAACAAUCACCAGCUGUUUUCUCAGUUGAGACCAGAGGAAAUGACAUGGUUACAUCUGUAGGCUCAAGAAUGCCAAGUCAGAUGAUCCCCACUCCUGGAAUUAAUAAUUCUAGUAGCAGUGACAUGAAUAAUAAUGCAAAUACCUACUCACUCAUGAACAUGGAGUCAUCAAAUAGUACUGGUGCAUACCCAGCUGCUACUGAGUCUGCUGUUGCUGGUGCAUCACAGUCUGUGGUACAUAAGCAACGUGUUGGUGGCCAAAAUAGUCGUAUCUUACACAAUAUUGGUGGGUAUAUGGGAGAUGGUCUUAGAUCUACAUUGCAGCAGAAGUCAUAUGGAUUGUCAAAUGGACCUGUAAGUGGAGGAUUGGGGAUGAUGGGGAAAAACAUGCCUGUGAUGAUCAGCUCUGGAGCUAAUGAGGGUCAUUUAGCAGGGAUUCUUUAUGGGACCUCCACCAAGCCAUUGCAAUCUCAUUUUGACCAACUUCAGCAACCAGUGAACCAGGGUGAUGGAUAUGGAAUUGGUGCAGCUGAUGGAUCAGGGUCUAGAAACUUGUAUGCACCUGUGACUUCUGGUCCAUCACUGAUGAACAACCAGAGCUUGAAUCCCACAGGCACUCAAUCCCUUCAGAAAAUAAGCAUGCCUUUGAUGACUAAUAAUCAGCUGAAUGCCUACACUUCUCAGCCAAUGGCCAAUCUGAAGCCUCAGUCAGUUGACCAGCCAGACAAUGUGAAUCAUCUAUCACAGUAUCCACUGAAGGGAAAUCUUGGACAACCUCACUAUCAGCAGCAAUUUCAACACCCAUCUAACGAGUUUCAGCACCGAAUUGCUCAGCAUUCAACUGGACAAGAAAAUAAACAGCAAAACCAGCAUUUGCUGAAAAGUGAUUCUUUCAACCGACCUCUGCUUUCAUCUAAUAUAGUUUCUGAAGUGAAGUCUGACUUUGGAACAGAGCAUACCAAUGUUCCACAGUCCCAAGCCUCCAACUUCUUGCAGGUUUCUGAUCAGCAAAAUCAGUAUCAGCUGAGCUCUAUCCAAGAACCCUUUAGUGCUGCUCAGCUUUUGUCACAUUCAUCUGGCCCACAGAAUGUUCAUCCGUCUUCAGCUCAACGUAUGGAGCAGAUGCAACAGUUUCAUAACCAACAAGUUUCUAAACCUCGUGGUGAUUUUGGAUCUGUUUUUGGUGGUAUCCAGCAUGAUGCUGUAUUGCAUGGUCAAUCAUAUAUGAAGUCUCAAGAUACACCUUUCAUACAAGAUGGUUUUCAUCAGGGAUUAACUGGAGAAGAUGUUACUCAACCGACCAACGUGUCUCCAAAUGUUUCAGUACCUGGCUCUAGAUUAGCAGAACCUUUGAAUUCAAGUGACAUCAUUUAUCGAUGUAAUAACCUUGACCGGGAACAACAGCACAAAAACCAAACGAGAUGGAUAUUAUUUUUGAAGCAUGCUCAGAGGUGCCCAUACCCAGAAGGGAAAUGCCUUGAACCUAACUGUCUGUCUGCUCAGAAGUUGUGGAAGCAUAUGGAAAGUUGCAAUGUUAGUCAAUGCAAAUACCCUCGCUGCGAUGGUUCAAAGCGAUUGUAUGAUCAUUACCUGCGUUGUCAGGAUCAAAACUGUCCCGUUUGUGUUCCUGUUAAGAAUUUUAUUAAGUCACAAAGGGCACGUGCACUUCCUCAUUUGAAUUCUGGAGUACCUUGUUCAAACAACGGACCUUCUGUCUCCCAUGUUGCUACUGACAUUGUGGGGAACUCAGCUUCAAAGAUGGGUCAGGAAAGAGUCACUCCAAAUGUGGGUCCAGAUAUCACUGAAACUCCAGAAGACCUGCAAUCUCCUAUGAAACGCCUAAAAACUGAACAAGGCUGUCAACCUCUUGUUGCUGAAAUUGAACGUCCAGUUGCAUUUGCCUCUUCUGUUACUGCUUGCCAUUUAAUGGAUGAACAGCAUAACAGACAGAAUCAGGAGGUGCACAUUCCGAUAAAGGUGGAUGUUCUUGGAAAUGCUGAACAGAGAAGUCCCAAAAGUAUUGAAAUGAAAAAGGAUGACUUGGAUGAUACCUGUGUGCAAACUCCUAAAGGUGAGUAUGUUUCACCAGACAACCUUACUACAUUUUCUGGAGCAGAGGUUAUAAAGAGAGAGCAGAAUAUCGAGCAGAUUAAGCCAGAAAGCACUUCAAUACCUACUGAGAAUGCAGGGAAGACUGCAAAGCCAAAAAUAAAGGGAGUAUCAAUGAUAGAAUUGUUUACACCUGAAGAGGUCCGCCAGCACAUUAUGGGUCUCCGACAGUGGGUGGGACAGAGCAAAGCAAAGGUUGAAAGAAACCAGGCGAUGGGGCAUUCGAUGAGUGAAAAUUCUUGCCAGUUGUGUGGAGUUGAGAGGCUCACCUUUGAACCCCCUCCUCUAUACUGCACACCUUGUGGUGCCCGCAUUAAAAGAAAUGCAAUGUAUUACACCUUUGGAGCUGGUGAAACUAGUCGUUUCUUCUGCAUUCCCUGUUAUAAUGAAGCUCGAGGAGACUCGAUUGUAGUAGAUGGAACACCAAUUCCCAAGGCAAGGGUGGAUAAGAAGAAAAAUGAUGAGGAAACUGAAGAAUGGUGGGUCCAAUGUGACGAAUGUGAAGCUUGGCAACAUCAAAUAUGCGCACUGUUUAAUGGUAGAAGGAAUGACGGUGGACAAGCUGAGUACACUUGUCCAAAUUGUUAUAUGAAAGAAAUUGAUAAUGGUCUUCGUGUGCCUUUACCACGAAGUGCUGUUCUUGGAGCAAAAGAUUUGCCUAGAACAAGUUUGAGCGAUCACUUGGAGCAACGCCUGUUUACUAAGCUGAAACAAGAAAGGAAGGAAAGAGCAAGACAUCUAGGAAAAACUUACGAUGAGGUUCCAGGUGCAGAUGCACUUGUUGUUAGAGUGGUGUCAUCGGUUGACAAAAAAUUGGAAGUUAAACCUCGAUUCCUUGAAAUUUUCCGGGAGCAAAAUUAUCCUUUGGAGUACCCAUAUAAGUCUAAGGUGAUCCUGUUAUUUCAAAGAAUUGAAGGUGUUGAAGUGUGCUUGUUUGGCAUGUAUGUGCAAGAAUUUGGAUCCGAAUGUGAGCAGCCUAAUCAUCGCAGAGUCUACCUCUCUUACCUGGACUCUGUUAAGUAUUUCAGGCCAGAGGUUAAAGCAGUGACUGGAGAGGCUCUACGGACAUUCGUGUACCAUGAAAUUUUGAUUGGAUAUUUGGAAUCUUGUAAGAAGCGUGGUUUCACUAGCUGCUAUAUUUGGGCUUGCCCUCCACUGAAGGGUGAAGAUUAUAUUCUGUAUUGCCAUCCUGAAAUUCAGAAGACCCCAAAAUCUGAUAAACUUAGGGAGUGGUACUUGGCCAUGUUGCGGAAAGCUGCAAAGGAAAAUAUCGUCGUUGAUCUCACUAAUCUUUAUGAACAUUUCUUUGUCUGUUCUGGUGAAUCUAAAGCUAAGGUAACAGCAGCUCGGUUGCCAUACUUUGAUGGUGAUUACUGGCCUGGUGCUGCAGAGGAUAUCAUCUAUCAACUGCAGCAAGAAGAUGAUGGAAAAAAACCAAAUAAGAAGGGCGCUAUAAAAAAAAGCAUCAUGAAGAGAGCUCUGAAGGCAUCUGGCCAGACUGAUCUCACUGGCAAUGCAUCAAAAGAUCUGAUGUUAAUGCAUAAACUUGGCGAGACAAUAUCUCCAAUGAAGGAAGACUUUAUUAUGGUUCAUCUACAGCAUGCAUGCACACACUGUUGCAUUCUUAUGGUAUCUGGAAAUCGUUGGGUGUGCAGACAGUGCAAAAAUUUUCAGCUCUGUGACAAAUGCUAUGAUACCGAGCGAAGACGGGAUGACAGAGAGAGACAUCCUGUCAACCAAAAGGAUGCACACACUCUAUAUCCUGUUGAAAUCACUGGAGUCCCGGAAGACACACGGGACAACGAAAUAAUGGAGAGUGAGUUCUUUGACACAAGGCAGGCAUUCUUAACCCUGUGUCAAAUCAACCACUAUCAGUAUGACACUCUCCGCCGGGCAAAGCAUUCAUCGAUGAUGGUCCUGUACCAUCUCCAUAAUCCAACUGCCCCAGCCUUUGUGUCCCAAUGUGCUGUAUGCCAUCUAGAUAUAGAGUCUGGGCGAGGCUGGCGCUGUGAGACAUGCCCGGACUAUGAUGUCUGCAAUGCCUGCUAUGAGAGGGAUGGAGGGGCCGACCAUCCUCAUAAGUUAACAAACCAGCAGACGAAGGACCAUGAUGCACAGAACACAGAGGCCAGGCAGCAACGAGUUGCAGAGCUGAGAAAAAUGCUUGAGUUGCUGGUACAUGCAGCUCAGUGCCGGUCUAUGCACUGCCAGUACCCCAACUGUCGGAAAGUCAAGGGGCUAUUCCGACAUGGCAUGGGGUGUAAAAUCCGUGCUGCCGGGGGCUGUCCCCUGUGCAAGAAAAUGUGGCACCUCCUCCAACUGCAUGCCCAUGCGUGCAAAGAGUCUACUUGUCACGUCCCUCGGUGCAGGGACUUAAAGGUGCACCUGAGGAGGGUCCAGCAGCAGUCUGAUUCUCGACGAAGAGCUGCUGUGAAUGAAAUGAUGAGACAACGUGCUGCAGAAGUUGGGAGUAGUCGAUGAGGGGGUCAUCGCAACUGCAGCAUGCUGGUAAGCCAUUCUUGAUGACCCGACUGUACAUAUAUAUAUAUAUAUAUCUAUAAAUAGUUGCAGGAGCUUUUCAACAAUUUGUGCUCCAGAAUGAGCUUGAAAAAGCUAAUUUGUAAAAAGGCUGUUUGUACAAUGAACAAGUUUUCAGGAAAUUAAUAAAAUUGAGAUCCUAGGCCUUCCCCCUGCAGUUUUUCCUGGUUACAGAGGUUUUAUUAUUUCCAUACAUUUGUAGUAGAUAGAUCAAUUCAAGCAGCUAUGGCACUUGAGAUGCACAGUAUAAAUGCCUCCCUAUUGACCCAAACAUGAAUAUCCAAUCCUUGU